UCCAACCGGCCUCACAACCGAAGACCACGUCUAACCACACCAGCCCAGGACCUCCACAUCCGGCUUCUUCAGCUGCGGGAUCGUCUGAGAUCAGCCACCCUGACAGUUGAUGAGUGUUUCUGUCUGAAAUAAAGCCCUUUUGUGGGGAAAAACUAAUUCUGAUUGGCUGGGUCUGGCUCCCCAGUGGGUGGGCCUAUGGCCACCCAUGGCUGCGCCCCUGCCAGUCAUGUGAAAUCCAUAGAUUAGGGCCUAAUGAAUUUAUUUCAAUUGACGGAUUUCCUUAAAUGAACUGUAACUCACUGAGAUCGUUGUAAUUGUUGCAUGUUGCAUUUAUAUUUUUGUUCAGUAUAGAUAGGCUACAGAAACUCAAAAGUUUUAUACAAAACUUCAUGUAGGUCUUCUGCAAUGGUGAAGUAAGACAUAGAUGUAGUCAGAUUGCAUAUGAAUACACAGGCUAUGGUUUAUUUAUUAUUCAAAAUAUAACGCUUUGUGUCUGCUUUAACCGUCAUGGAAUGCAACCAUUCAUUGCAGUGCAGUAGCUUAGUGAUUACCUAUAGCCUUGGCCAAGGAGUCCGCUGACCCACUGUGAACGCAGCUACUUUUAUACCCUGUGCGAUUUGUCAGAGCUAGAGGAACAAAGCUGGGAAAAGCUGUGGUUUCUAUGGGGUCUGUCUGACCGACUGAACCCUAGUAGCCCCCCUGGUACUGAGGGGCCUGUGCAGUCAGGCAUCCCCACCACCACCAGUGUGAUUUAAGAUUAGAAAUAGCAGCAUGGAUCAAAACAUUUUAUAAUCCAUAGGCCUAAGGCUACUUUCUAUUGUCUUGCAUUCUGCCUGUCUGGUUUAUGGUCCAAUUAAUAUACAAAUAUUUCUAAAGCCAAUGUGUUGCGUUCACAUUCCUCUCUUAGAUAAUUUAAUGGACAACUUCAAGGACUUGUUUCAAAACAACGAUGCCACUCCUCAUGCCUAUACCAAAUUCUCUUUCCGGAAGCCUUUGAUGCCGGAAGAUGACAUUUGUUACAUCAUCCCCGGCAACCCAGAGUCUCUCAAAGAAUGCACUUUCAACAGCACCUCUAAAACUUUCCUUGUGAUCCAUGGCUGGACGGUGAGCGGCUUGUUUGAGAGCUGGGUGGCCAAACUGGUGUCAGCGCUGUAUGAGAGAGAGCAGGAUGCCAAUGUGAUCGUGGUGGACUGGCUGUACACAGCCCAGAACCAGUAUCCUGUAGCCGCCCAGAACACCAAGAUGGUGGGACAAGAGAUCGCUCACUUCAUUGACUGGCUGGAGGAGGCAACCAACAUCCCUCUUGAAAACCUCCACCUUAUUGGCUACAGUCUGGGUGCUCAUGUGGCAGGAUUCGCUGGGAGUCACGCCUCUAAUAAAGUGGGCAGAAUAACUGGUCUUGACCCAGCCGGUCCAGACUUUGAGGGAGAGCAUGCUCACCACCGCCUGUCCCCAGAUGAUGCUCACUUUGUGGACGUUCUUCACACCUUCACACAGGGCUCUCUGGGCUUCAGCAUCGGCAUCCAGCAGCCUGUGGGUCAUGUGGACAUAUACCCCAAUGGAGGCAGUUUCCAGCCAGGCUGCAAUCUGCAAAGCACCCUAGAGAAUAUUUCCAAAUAUGGUCUCUUUGCCAUCACUGACAUUCCCAGAUGUUCCCAUGAGCGUUCCAUUCACCUGUUCAUCGACUCCCUGGUCAAUGAGCAGGAGGCCAGCAUGGCAUAUCGCUGCGGGAGCAACGAUAUGUUCGACCGCGGAAUGUGCCUCAGCUGCCGCAAGAACCACUGUAACACCGUGGGCUACAACAUCAGAAAGAUUCGCAUGACACGCAGCAUCAAGAUGUACACCAAGACCAAAGACUCCAUGCCGUUCAGAGUCUAUCAUUACCAGCUGAAGAUCCUAUUCUCCAGCAAGGUGGAUAGGUCUGAGAUGGAGCCUUCACUGACAGUCUCUCUGAUUGGAACCAAAGGAGAGGUUGAAGACCUCAAGCUGACAGUAAAGGAGAAGAUAACAACCAAUAAGACCCAUUCCUUCCUGUUGGUAGCGGAGAAAGACAUAGGUGACCUCCUGAUGGUAAAGUUCAAGUGGCAGGAGUCUACUAACUGGUCAGCCUCAUCCAUGCUCAAAAUGGUGUCAUCUUGGUGGUCAGGUGACUCUGCGGAUUCUGAAGUGGAGGUUCACAAAAUACGCAUCAGAGUCGGGGAGACGCAGAAAAAGAUGGUGUUCUGCAUUGAAGGUCCUCAUGCCCUCAGCUUACAACAGGAAGUGACAUUUGUAAAAUGCAAAAUUAAUGGAAAAAAACAAACAUAAAAAAGUGAUUAAUUUUUUAUUUUUUUUAACAGCUAUUUUUUUUCUUCCUGCAAUACUUUUUUCCUGCAUUAUUGCCAGUCAGGGAUCCAUUGACAAAAAUCACAGAGUUAACCUCAGGAACCGCUAAUAUUGAAUGUAUGGAGCAACGGACGAUUGACCUCCUUCCACUGCCGAAGCACUUAGAAAAAUAAUUUAUACAGCUGUAAAUGAUUUUGUCGUUCAAACUAUACAAAUACAUUUCCACCUUGUAUAUAGUGUACAGAAAUGUGUUAUUACAAAUGUGUGAAUAUUUGUAUUUAUUUAUUUUUUAAGCACUGCUUUUGUGCCACAUCAACUACGAUGUGGUGCUAAAGGAGAGUGAAUGCCAUCGUCUUUGCUGAUUUUCUGGCAACCCUAAAGAGAUGGUUCUUAUACAAAGUCGUUGGUGCCUCUGACUGACGGCGACCCAUAGACAGAAUGAUAAGAGGCCUCGAGGUACCUGCAGUUAAAACCUCAUGUGUUGCCUAUGUUAUGCUUAAACUGACAGAGCAUUCACCAUUGUCGUCCUCAAUACUAUGUGAUUGUAGGAUCGGACUCAGUGUGCCUUAAAAUAACUUAUUGUCAAUGAACUUGUCUUAACCUACUGCAUGUAUUUGUUGAUACUGUUUUUUUUCAUAGUUAGUUGUAUCUUUUACAUGGUCUUUGAGACAGUAAUAUUGUGUGGUCUGAAAUGCAAAUUAUUCCCGAUAACUUUGUGAAUAUAGUCAAGCACUUGAGCAAUAAUGCAUUGACUGCUGUUUUUAUACAAGUAAAUUCAUUUGAGACCAGCAAUAGUCCAGCAUUUGCAGCCGAAUACACUACAUACCAGUGGGAUAACCGUUAUUACAAUGUUAUGCAAUAUUAUACCUUUAAAAAAAUACAUAAUAAUUACAACGAUUUAUACAGAACACUUACCUCUGUUUCAUUGCAAGUGCUUAUGUGAUGUAUUUUAACUGACAUAUCCAUGGUUGCUGCUGAACUAUAACCCAAAUAAUGUUAAUUUAGCUGUGGAUGCCAUUUUAUAACUGUGAACAGGUAGCCUCUCUGAAAUAAGUCAAUGAGUGGUUCUUGUAAAGUGAGUCGACAUCAACAAUAGAAACAUGAUAGCCUUCCUCAGUAGACUGCACAGUUUACUUUGCAUCAUAGUUUAAGUUACAGGUAAUAAUUGGCUGGUAAUGAGGAUAUUACAAACAAUGUUAUUGUGAUCAUAUCUAAAUGUCAGACUAUUUUCAACAGCACUGAGUAGACUAAUUAUGAUAUAUUUUGAGAUCGGUAUUGUAAAUCAUUGUGACUCAUUUAAUUUCUGCCUGUUCUAUUGAGCCUGUAUAAAGGGGGAGAUGAAACACUUUUGCACUGAAAACUGAGAAAAGGUUACUAAAGCGGUUACUUGCUAAGUGCACCAUGUGUAAAUACCAUGUUGACAUAUACUUCUAUGGUACAGAAUAUUACUAUAUAUUUUUUUACCCUCUUUUACCUCUGAAAGUAUAUCUGUUUAUACCUGUAAAUACUGUAUGCGACUAUAUACAUAUUUUAAUAAAUUGGAACUGCUA
Molecule: messenger RNA, 3875 nt
Organism: Salmo salar (Atlantic salmon)
Lineage: Eukaryota; Metazoa; Chordata; Actinopteri; Salmoniformes; Salmonidae
Source: RefSeq, a predicted model, not a curated record